This is a messenger RNA of Gloeophyllum trabeum ATCC 11539, 963 nucleotides long. RefSeq lists its product as uncharacterized. Lineage: Eukaryota; Fungi; Basidiomycota; Agaricomycetes; Gloeophyllales; Gloeophyllaceae. The transcript has 8 exons. The coding region runs from base 1 to 963 and encodes 320 amino acids. The record is from RefSeq and is a predicted model, not a curated record.
AUGUUAGGCUCUGAUGAGCAGUCUGGGAAUGAACUAUGCUUUGUGGUUGGGGGCUGCUGGCGCUUUGGACGGCUGACUGCCCAGACUCUGUAUGAUUGGCUGGAGAUGGUUGUUGUCCCAGUUAACUUGAAUGGCCGAAGACUUCAGCAAAAACUGAUCAUUACAGAGCCGGCGCUCAUCUUCAUCCAUGAAGAAACCUUGGCUGCAAAACUUGCAGACCUUGGCCCUGAGUCUCGCCAGCAAGGAUUGCCAAUUUUUCCGGAUCUCAGGCAUAUGGUACGGAUACCGAGAAGCCCCGGGCCUCUUAUGGCUGGCCAUUACUUGUAUUAUGAAGUCCAUUGGCUUCUCGCAGCAGGUCAUUUACAUCACAAUAAAUUGCAGUUGGUGCAGACGGACAACUUGCAAUUGAGCCGGCACUACCUGAGUUGUGCCAAGCCCUCUUUGAACGGAGAAGGAAAACAGAUGAAUGCCGUGCGCGAGAGAGACAAGGCGUGUCGAGUGUCUGGAAUCCCUGCAGUUGACCGGAAUCGUGGCCGCAAUUUUACUGGUCUUCAUGUUGCGCAUAUCAUACCUCUCUUCGCUGGAGAGAUGAUAGUGGACACCCCGCUGGGUACACAGCUUUCAAUUACUAGUACCGCCGACAUCGACAUACCCGAGAACGCGAUGCUGAUGAGAGCUGAUAUCCACGCUCUCUUCAACGUUUAUCAGUUUGGACCAGAGAAGCUAGGGUCCAGGGAGCUAUCAUACCCGGAAGAACUGAAUGAACGAACUCGUGGAAAAACAGCGGAUGACACUAACGGGCACCCCCGUGCCAGGUCAAAUUGGUGGGCACGCACGCCGUCAGCUCAGGCCUGCACACCAUCGUCGGCGAUUGAGUACACCAAGUCAAGUCAAGUCAACAACAUAGAAUUACAGAGGGUCGAUGGUGAAGUUAUACGCCAACGCCGAGGCGAGAGAGGCUAG